Molecule: messenger RNA, 1084 nt
Organism: Aethina tumida (small hive beetle)
Lineage: Eukaryota; Metazoa; Arthropoda; Insecta; Coleoptera; Nitidulidae
Product: lipase member H
Exons: 7
Coding region: 42-1061 (339 amino acids)
Biological process (GO): lipid metabolic process
Molecular function (GO): lipase activity
Source: RefSeq, a predicted model, not a curated record
UACACGCUGUUGGAACGUUAAAAAUUCAGUGAUAAAAGACAAUGGGGGUUGUAAAUGUUGUUACUACUGCUUUAUGUUUAUUAUCCAAUUUAAAUCAAGAACCCCCAUCUUUAACAUUUCAAAGAAGCUUCUUUACACUAUACAAUAUUGAUAGAGUGUUGUGCCCCCCAGUAAGAAAGAACGAAGUGAACUUUUAUUUAUAUACAAGGAAGACUACAUCAACACCUGAGCAGUUGUUUCUUAAUGAUCCAUCAACUUUAAGUAAAUCCCAUUUCAGUACCUCGAAGCCAACAGUUUUUUUCAUUCAUGGCUUCCUUGAGAGUUCUGCAUCCCACGAUGCUACUGCUAUGAAGAAAGCGCAACUGGAAAGGGCCGAUUGCAAUAUGAUUCUUGUUGAUGCGAAAUUAUUAUUUGCCGGUCCAAAUUAUUUUACGGGUGCCGCCAACGUUGAAGCUGUUGGGAAGUACAUUGCGGAGUUCAUCGACUUUUUAGUGUCUCAAGGAGUUAAUCUUUCAGACGUGGAAGUUACUGGUAUGAGCUUAGGUGGUCAGACUACUGGAAUCGUAGGUCAAAACGUUAAAAGUGGAAAGUUGCCAAAAAUCCUAGCUUUCGAUCCUGCUGGCCCCCUUUUUAACUUCUACCCUGAUCACAAGAGACUUGAUAAAAGUGAUGCUGAAUUAGUUAUUGUGAUUCACAGUAACUCGCUGCUUAAUGGUUACUACGAAUCAUGCGGACACGUGGACUUUUGGAUAAAUGGAAAACCUUUCCUUCAACCUGGCUGUGAUCCUGUCGAUGUUAAUUUAAGGACGUCAUUCGAUAUUCCUGAACUGAUAUUUUGCAGUCACUUCUUAAGCUAUAGAGUUGGAGCUUACUCAAUAAUGAAUCCACAGUCUUUUCCCAGCAGAAAAUGUGACUCAUAUAAUAAUUACAAAUCGGGACAAUGUAACAACAAUGAUCUACAAUAUGUUGGAGACAAUGUUACUUCUUCAGCAUCUGGUGAUUAUUACAUAACCCUUGGAGAUGAUGUAUAUUCCAAAUUUUCAGCAGUUGGAAUUCAAUAAUUCAUUAAAAUAUUAAUUAAAAA